Messenger RNA from Panicum virgatum (switchgrass), 2222 nucleotides. RefSeq names its product translation initiation factor IF-2-like. The record is from RefSeq and is a predicted model, not a curated record. The transcript is spliced from 5 exons. NCBI's taxonomy places the organism in Eukaryota, Viridiplantae, Streptophyta, Magnoliopsida, Poales, Poaceae. The coding region runs from base 256 to 1344 and encodes 362 amino acids.
CCAGGCCCUCCGUCUCGGCCGUUUUAAAAUCCUCGUCGUCCAUCGACAUUCCAUUCCGCCUCCCUCCUUUCCUUCCCCUUCAUCUCUUUCUCGCCCGUCCCACCCCUUUCCGGCGGGGGUAAGCACGCCGCUCGCUCCUCGCCCCUCCGCUUCUCUGCCUCCAGCAGCGGUUGCUGCCCGGCGGCGAGGCGCGGCUUCGACGGCCGGCGGUGGAUUUCCGUUGGACUCUUUGCGGCCGGUUCGAGGGUGGAGGAAAUGUCGACCGAGUGCUCGGACCUCGGGGAGGAGUUCUGGCUCCCGGAGGAGUUCCUGGACGACGACUUCUUCUCUGAGGAGGAGAAGGCGGCGGUGGCCGCCCGGAGCGAGAGCGACGAGGAGGACAUCCUGGCCGGCCUCUCGCGCCGCCUCGCGGGGCUCCUCGGGGAUGACGCCGAGCGGAAGGCGCCCGCCAAGGAGGAGGUGACGGUUGGGUCGCCGCAGUCGACGCUCUGCGGGCUGCCCAAGUCCGGCCAGGAGAGCCCGAACGGCGGGGCGUCCAAGGGGACCUCGCCGCCGUCGUCGCCGCUGGAGCAGCGGCCGGCGGACCCGUGGGAGCUCCUCUACGAGGCGGCCGGGCAGGUCGCCCGCAUGCGGUCGGUGACCAACAGGAUCCCGGUGCCCACCAACGCAUACGGCUUCAGCGGCCACGGUGGGUUCGCGCCGCCGGCGAGGAAGCCGUCGCCGCCCCCGGUAGCGCCGCCCGCCGCCAAGGCUACGGCCGGCGGGUACUACCACCCGUUCGCUCACUUGGUCUCGCAGCGCCAGAUGCAGGCCGCUCAGUUCCAUCUCCUCAAGCAACAGCAGCUGCUCAAGCUGCAGCGCGAGCUCCACCUGGCCGCGGCCGCGGCGUGGAGCGCGCGCCAGGGCGCUGGUGCGAAGCCCGUUGGCUGCGGCGGCGGCGACGCGCCUCCCGGUCUGAACCCGGCGGCGUGGCCCCCGCUUCAGAAGCCGCCGACGCAGCACCAGGCUCCGUCGCCCCGUGCCGCUGCUGGCAUGCGCGCCGUGUUCCUCACCCCGCCCGGCGCCAAGCGCGAGCGCAAUGGCACCGGUGUCUUCCUCCCACGCCCUGCCGGCGCUCCGGCGGAGCCGAAGAGAAAGACAGGGUGUUCGACGGUUCUUGUCCCCGCCCGGGUCGUGCAAGCUCUGAACCUCAACCUUGACGACCUCGGCGCCCAGCCUCGCUACCCCGGUGGCUUCGUUCUCGAUCACGAUGCCUUGAUUAGUCGUAGCAACUUGCUGGCGAGCCAGAAGCGCCGCGCUGCGGCACCAGCCGUGGCCUCGCCGGCACUGUGCCACAGUACUUGAGUCCAGUCGCCGGCCGGAGCAGAUGAAGGUUGCCACCAAAGAUUCCGGCGACACCCUCCCGUCUGUUGGCCACUCCAGUCUAUCCUAAUAAUUAAAGAAAUUAGUUUGAGCCCCUUUUGUUAGGUAGUGUGUUAGCAGCAGAGUUAGGAAGGCCAUACUCUAGUGUUAGCAUCAGUGUUAGGUCUGUUCAUUUUGGAUCCGGUGAUAUAUUGGUUUUUUGGCGUGGACGGAAAGCGGAGAUGGACGAGCAGCGAAGAAACCAUGUCGUCCCAGUUUGGUGGUUUGGGGGAAGAAUAAUAAUAAGUGGUUCUUUUUUUUUGAGAAAAUAAUAGUAAGUGGUUAGAGAGGGGUGUUUUUGCUGCAGCAGGAGCAAGCAAACAAGAUGAUGAGAAAUGAUAGGAAAUGAUUGGGUUUGGUUCAUCUUGGAGAAGAAAAAGGAUAUAGGAGCUCAUCUCCCCAUCCAUUUAUCGAUGGCUUUGCUUGCUUUGGGUGCUACCAGCACAGACCCAGCUAAGGCCUCCUCUCCUCCCUCUUUUUUGCAGCCUUUUUUACUUGCAAAACAAGCUUGGCGUGGGCUCCAUGAAUAAGGGCGCUUGCUUUGUUAUGUUUAGAGUAUUCUCAAAGGAUUUAUUGGUGUUUUUUAUUUUCCUUGUACCACUAGGUGGUAGCAGCAGCAGUAGUUAAAGUGCCCCCUGACUUUUGUUACAAGGGUCAUUAGGAGUGCAGUGCUGUGGUUAGUUGCUUAGCUGCAUCAACAACUGCGGCGGGAGCAGCAGCAGCAAGUGUGGGCUGGGCUGAUUACUCUAUAUGUCGGGUGUACUUGACUACUGGCCCCAUGGCAUCAUGGGACAUUAAUAUAAAUGGAAUUUCAUUGCUCA